Molecule: messenger RNA, 3054 nt
Organism: Leptopilina boulardi
Lineage: Eukaryota; Metazoa; Arthropoda; Insecta; Hymenoptera; Figitidae
Product: mucin-5AC
Exons: 12
Coding region: 402-2234 (610 amino acids)
Source: RefSeq, a predicted model, not a curated record
AUAAAUUUAUACAUGUUUGCGUGUGUCAUUCCUCCUCGUGAAAUAUAACGAAGUAUUUCAAAUGAGAAAAAGCGAGAAGGGAAGAAAAACGAAAAGAAAGAGAUAGAGAUGGUGGACCAGUAGAUGAGGCCAGUUCUGGUCAGGCAGCCUCACACGACCUCUCGUACGGUGACUUCUGUCCAACAUUUAUCAUCCUUCGAUCUUCGCGAUCGAUUUAAUCAAUAAUACAUUUAAAAAGUAAAUUUAAUAUCGAUCCUCAGUGCAAAAUUAAAUUAUUAUUUGUUAAUUAUUUGUCAUAAUUAAAUUUUUCUCAGUGUAUUAAUUGGUAUCAACCGACUUAGUUUUUUUGGAUUAAACCCAUCCUCGCAAGUUGGAGCGAGAGGGCUUGCAAAGUGGUCGCAAUGUCAUCGACGACGAGGGAAAGCUCACACAUGAGUAAAAAAAUUAUGACUCACAGUGGUCCUAUAUCGGGAAAGAGCCACUCAGCAGCCACGGCCAGCAGCCUCGAGAACAACUUAGAUGCACUGUUAGAGGAUCUUCAAACGACCGUUUCAAAACCAGAAACGAAGACAACGACAAUUAAUCGAACAAUACGUUCAAGUUCGCCAUUGGUAGAAUACCGAUCAGCUGCCAAUUCAAGCAAAACAGUUUCUGAAAGUACAAGAACUGUUUCGCCCACGCGAGGUAUGACUACGACAACCGAAAAAUAUAUUACGACAGGUCCUGCUGGCGCACCAUCGGGUAUUCCAGGUUUAGAAUUACUAGAUAAGGAACUUCAAGAUGUACAACCUGGACAAAGUAAAACAGUUGCUUAUAAGCAGGUUUCUUAUCACUAUAACAAGGAUUUGGAUGGAAAACCAAUGGAUUCGUGGGACAAUUUAACCAGCCCAGCUUUGAUCGAUUCAAUUCGAGAGCGUAAUUAUGAUGAAUCGCGUACGAGACAUCGAAGUCCAGAACCAAAAUCGGUUACUAGAGAAUUGACCUCCUACAGCGACAGCAGUCUCAGAACUCGACAAGCGUCUCCUAUUCGAUCAAGCCAAAAAGAUGUUUUCUAUCAAGAAAGUAAAGAGAGUUAUCGAUCAAAUCCAAGAACUUUGACUAGCACCUCACACGAAGUGCUUGAAGAUGUAACACCCGCGGUACCAUCGAAUUUGGCACCGGGUCCAAAUACUAAAGUAACAACUACCGUCAAAACCUACACUUAUGAACUUCCAGGAGCACCUGAUUCAUAUAUGAACAGUUCAUUGGCAAAAAAUGUCGACAAAUCCGUCUCCUAUUCAUCUACAAAAGAUCCAGGAAUUCAAAAAACAAUUACCUAUGAGGUUGAUCAAAGUCGUUAUCGUUCGGCAAGUCCAGUGAGAUAUUCACCAAUUGAUGUACCAGUAAAAUCAAAAACAGUUCACGCUGAGGAAAAAUAUUUUCGCGAAGAACGUCAUGGUUAUAGGCCAACAAGUCCAACUUAUCAUACAUCAAGUAAUGCAACAACUAUUUAUCAUGGAUCACCAUCACCAACUGGUACAUCGAGUUUAACGAGAAGAGAAAAAUUCUCUGAUAUUAAUGGUUAUGGACCACGUGGACCAGGUGAUUUUACUGAUCAUUCAGAAAUUAAAAGUGCAACAUAUUAUCAAAGUCCACAGGCUCCAAUAAGUGAAACAAGAACUGAACUUAUUGAAGAACAUUACAGUAGUAGAUCACGCAGUCCACCUAGAACUUAUUAUCCACCUGUACAAACAACAAGUGCAAAAGAAACGAUUUAUAAAUUUGAAAAAUCAAGUAAAAAUUGCGAUGGACCAAAACCAUUUCCAUCAGGUGGUGUUAAAGUUUAUCCCACUAAACCACCAAUUUGUGAGGGACCACCGGCUAAACUUGAAGAUUUAAUGGCAUCUUUCUCGGAUACCGAGAAAGAAGUUUUAGACGAAAUUGACCGAAAAGAAAGGGUUCAACGAAGAACUAAGGAAAUAAUUAAAAAGGAAGUGGAAUUCACGAAUAGCCCUCCAAGGAGCAAGGCAGCAUCUCCCGUUUAUUAUCCCCCAGGAUCAGAAUUAGCGAAACGAGAAGGAAGUGGAUCCAUGGCACACUCAAGCAGUGCCUACAUGUCGGACAAGGGCGAAUGGAAACGAGGGAUGUACGAAAAAGAAUCAAAAUCAGAAACCAAAUGGAAGACAAAAAAAGGAAAAGUAGCGAUACCUCUUUGUUUGCCUCUGUGUUGCGCUGCACCAUGUGUCAUUAUGUGAAAGAAAUCAAAAAAAAAAAAAAAAAACGGAAACUAAAAACAAAAAAAAAUUAAUAUUCGAUAAUGAUAAUUUUUUUUAAGCAACGAAUAAUCAAAAUUAGCAAAAGAGAAUUUAUUAGCAAUUAUUAUUAAUCAUGAAAUACUAAAAUAAAAAAAAAUAAAAAUUCACUAUAGUAGCGAAUAAUUAUGAAUGUAUCGUAUGUGUGUAUUUAUAUAAAUUGACUUUAAGAAUUUUAAUUGUUAAUAAUAAUCAAUAGUUGUAUUAACAAAAAAUUUUAAUAUUAAUUUAACUCAAAAGAAAAUAGACCCGAUUUUUCUGAAAAUUUUUUUUUGUCUAAUUUUUCCAAUUAUUCCCUUUUGAAUUAUAUCAAAUUUGAUUUAUGAAAAAAAGAACAUUAUUAAAAAUGCAUUUUUCCCCCUUUUAAUUAAACACUAAUUGUUACUUAUUCAUUUCAACUAAUUUUUUAUUUUUAAUCAUAGUUUCGUAAACCUGAGACCGUGAAUUAUAGUGCUAUAAUAAUAUUAUAUAAUACAUAUAUUAAUAAUAAUAAUAAUAAUAAUAAUAAAUAAGCACACACACACACAAAAAAAGAAGUCGAAUGCGUUUCACAAAUUGAACGCAAAAUAUAUGUUUCCCGUUAAUAAUAAUCAUAUGUAAAGAGAGCAUUGUGACUUUGGUGUAUCUUUGCAGUGAAAAAUAAUGUUAAAUGUUAAAAAAAAAUAACGAUAAUUAGAAAUUUUUAAAAAUGGCGCAUUAUUGUAGAUCCUUUCAAAUAAAAAAAUGUUGUCUUCCAGUUAAAUAAAUGUCCUGUUUGAUUUUC